GUGCGCACUUCACCCUCCCCGCGCGUACCGGUAUUUAUCUUUUAUCACAUACACAAGCGCAAAGCUAACAGGAAGAAAAAUAUUCGAAAAUUUCAAAUUUCAAAACCCUAUCCUCCGAGAAACCCUCGCAAAAUCACAAUUUGCCUUAUUUUCUUUUGCUCAAUCUAUACAUGGCUUUAAACGAUCCACCAAAAACCCUAGAAACCCGAGUGGACAUUCGGGGCGCUGAAUGCGGGUCCGGAGAAUCCGAACCUGAAGAAGAAGACCUGCAGAAGCUGGAAUCAGAUGUGAAGCAAAUGGCGCAGAAGAUUCUAGAGUACAGAGCAACACUCCCAGAUCAGCUCAAGAGCACCUUCGCUUCGAUUCUUUCAUCCCAAAGACCAGUUUUGUCCGGGUUUGAAUCUGAGUCAGAGCCUGGACCCUCCGGAGAGCAUAACCGUGGUUCUGGAGAAUAUGUUGAAUCAAGUAAGGGGAAAACACUAGUAAAAGAAGAGCAGAAAACUGCUGAAAAAGUAUCUUUGCUUAAAACUAAAAUAUCCAGUAAUGCUGCUGCAAUGCCUACAGUUCUGAAGAGGAUGAAAGAAUGUAUUGCUAGAAUUGAGGAACUAGAUUCCUACAAUGGAAUCAUACAUCCUGCUUUUAAAAAGAAAAGGCCUAGUUGACUGAAUCAUCUUUACUAGCUUAUAUUUUAACAGUUGGCGUUAGCUUAAAGGGGAUUGGUAAGGGUACACCCAGUGACUGACAUUAUGAUUUGUACAAUGAACCCUUGUAGCUCAAAUGGGCAUGGCAAAAUGAGGGAUCUGCUGACAGGGUUUGGGAGUUACCAUUGUAUUGUAAUUAUUAAAAGCAUCAUGCUUUAUGUGUAACGUAAGGUAUUGUUGAUAGAAUGAUACAAGCAGCUCAAAUUUAUCCA
Messenger RNA from Mangifera indica (mango), 913 nucleotides. RefSeq lists its product as uncharacterized. The record is from RefSeq and is a predicted model, not a curated record. The coding region runs from base 171 to 662 and encodes 163 amino acids. The transcript is spliced from 2 exons. Lineage: Eukaryota; Viridiplantae; Streptophyta; Magnoliopsida; Sapindales; Anacardiaceae.